This is a messenger RNA of Cetraspora pellucida, 1615 nucleotides long. The record is from the annotation of a GenBank genome assembly. NCBI's taxonomy places the organism in Eukaryota, Fungi, Glomeromycota, Glomeromycetes, Diversisporales, Gigasporaceae.
AUGUCAUUCGUGAGUUGGAAUAAAUUAACUUUGGCUGAACUAAAGGAGUUGUGUUUAACUUGCGGGUUAACCUCAGGAGGGAAUAAGAAAGAGUUGGGUGAAAGACUUCAUGCAUUUUUCGAAAAGAGAAAGGGUAAACAACCUGAUUCUGAAUUUGUUGCAGGAGAGAUGAGCCAUGACCCAUACAUUGAUACAGAAGGGGCUGGUAAUGAGUUUAGUAAUUGUGGUGAUAGAGUAUUUGAAAGAGAGGGAAUUGCCGAUUUGGAGGAGGAUUGUGUUGAAUUGAAUUCACAAUUUGCAGAUGAUAACAUUAGAGAUACGCUUGCAGCAGGAUUUCAAAGGCAGGAGCAGAGGUGCCAUCCAGAAGAGAUCGAGGAGGGUGAUUUGCUGAACGAAGCAUGGCCUACUGUUAAACUCACAAAAGCCAGAGACCAGCAUGAAUAUGAUUUCCUCUCCAAAAUGGGAGACAAAGAUUUUAUUUGUAUUAGAGAUGACAUGGAAUCUAGAGCAGUUAUGUUGAGGCUUGCGAAUGAGAAAGGGUGGAAAACGGCUUUACAAAUUGUAGGAAAUAAUGACAAAAUGAUGGAAAAAGGAAGAGAGAUGGGUUUUAUGACUCUUCCUCAUCAUCAGACUCUGACAACAAAGGUUCCUUUAGGAAAAAUAGAAAGAGAGGUAAAAGGAUAUACUCCUUUCGAGGUAGAGAAGACCUUAAGUCCUCAGAUCGUUCCAGGGGAAUCACCUGUUUUAACUGUGGAGGUUUUGGCCAUAUCGCAACAAACUGCCCUUCAGCAAAUGCGAAGUCCCUCUCCAGAACCCAAAAGGAAGAUUGACUACACUCAGCCUCAGGCAAUGGGUUUAGUAGAAAUCAAGUCCUCAGAGACAGGGAAUCCCCCUGUGGGUCUCUGCGGAGUGGUGGCCGACACUAAUGCAUAUACAAGUCGACCAGUUAGUGCUUCCACCUCCACAAAUAACAUUCAUAAAGGGUCUGUCAGAAGUAGUAGAACCAUAGAAAAACCCAGAGUAGUGUUUUCUAGCAAUAAGAGUAAAUUAGUUAGUAAACUGUUGGUUAAGGCUCAGUCCUUAUUUAGUAAAGCAUUCUCUAGAGGUUGGAAUAACUGUUUGGACAAGGCUUGGAGCAUAUUUCUCAGUUUUUGUAAAAUUACUAAGCAAAAGGCUCUACCUUCCUCUGUGAAUACACUUGUCUCCUGUCUUAUAUGGCUAGACUUGACUCAUGCUUUUGCGAAGUGCACAGAUAUCUUAGCUGCAGUGUCAAAGGAACAUUUAAAUGCUCAAUUCCCAGACCCUUCAAAGGCAUACAAAAGAUUUAUAUCAAUCAGACCAAAAACCUCAGAGAACUGUCCUCUCUUUCUUUCUAGACAAGGCAAGCAGUUAACUGUGAGUGCGAUUGGAGCAAUUGUUAAAAGGCUUGCCAAACAUUCGGGUCUAGAAGGCUGCUAUACAGCACAUAGCAUUAGGAUAGGAGGAGCAACAGCAGCUAUGGAAGCUGGUCUUUCCCUCACCCAGAUAAGAGCAAUUGGCAGUUGGGACAGUAAGGCAGUUAUGCUGUACCUAACACUAGUAGGAACAACACAAAUGCAAGUUUCUAGGAAGAUGG